AUGACACCGCAACCAAUAACGGAUUGGAUUCAAUUGCAGGACCGCUUCUAUAGGAAGCAAGAAAUCUAUACCAUGAUAUGGAAGCACAUGGAUCUGUCCAAGUACAUGAUCGCAGGUGCACCAUAUGGUGGGCCAAUAGCAAUGAUUCGUGAUGAUAAAAAGGUGCUACUGUUACAAAAACAGCAGCCAGUUAAGCCUACUAUAUAUCUUUACACGUCUGCCGGAAAAUUGAUGGAGCAAUUGCAAUGGGACAAAGGUCGCAUUGUGACGAUGGGCUGGACAGACACAGAACAAUUGAUAGUUGUUUUGGAAGAUGGUACAGUUAGACUAUAUGAUAUUCAUGGCGAUUACAGUCAAUUCUCCCUCGGAAAAGAAGCCAAGGAUCAUUCUGUUAUUGAAUGUCAGAUUUGGGGAACUGGUCUAGUAGCCUUGACUGGUAAUUUCAAGCUGAUUGCCCUUACCAACUUUGACGAGAUAAGACCUCUGAUGAUGGCCGAUCCCGGUUUGAACGACCCACCUCAUAGCUGGACUGUUAUCCCACCUCAGUAUACUCUUAGUCGACACGUGGAAGUUCUUUUAGCCACUGGCUCAACAAUUUUAACCGUAGAUGCCAAGGAGUCCCAGGAACAGCCAUUUAAUCAAGGUCCCUUUACCAAGAUGGCAGUUUCCCCAAAUGGUGCAUUCUUGGCGCUCUUUACCAAUGACGGCAAACUUUUGGUCGUUUCUACCGAUUUCCAAAAGAUUUUCACAGAGUUUCCGACUAAUUCUCAGGCGUCCCCUAAACAAUUAGUAUGGUGCGGUACUGACUCUGUGGUUUUAUAUUGGGAUCAAAUUGUUCUGAUGAUCGGUCCAUUUGGCGGUUACAUUAAAUAUCCAUACGAUUACUCGAUUUAUCUGAUUCCUGAAGUGGACGGCGUUCGCGUAAUAAGUAGUGAUAAAUGCGAAUUCCUGCAAAAAGUUCCAAAUGUCACGGAAGAAAUUUUUAAGAUUGGUUCGACCACACCCGCUGCCAUGUUAUUUGACGCUCUGGAACAUUUCGAUAAUAAAAAUCCAAAAGCCGAUGACCACAUCAGAAAUAUUCGUCCAGAACUUACCGAUGCGGUUAAUUCCUGCAUUGAAGCAGCUGGCCAUGAAUUUAAUCAAAGUUGGCAACGUAAUUUGCUCAAAGCCGCAGCGUUCGGUAAAGCAUUUCUGGAGACUUACAACGCUGAUCGCUUUGUAAACAUGUGCCAAACGUUGCGAGUACUGAACUCUGUACGAUAUUUUGAAAUCGGAAUACCAAUCACGUACACACAGUACAUACGAUUGACACCUGAUGUGUUGAUUGAUCGAUUGAUAAACCGUCACCAUCAUUUGCUUGCUCUAAGAAUUUGCGAAUACUUGAAGAUGAGAAUUGAUCGAGUUCUUAUCCACUGGGCAUGUGCAAAGAUUAAAAAAUCAAAAGAUGAUGAUGAAACGAUUUGUAGAAUGAUAGUGGAUAAACUUUCAAAUAAACCGGGUCUCUCGUAUGCAGAGAUAGCGAGAACGGCUUAUCAAGUAGGCCAACCUAAGUUGGCGACGAGGCUACUUGAUUACGAGCCUCGCGCAGCCGAUCAGGUACCAUUGUUAAUAAGUAUGCAAGAGGACGAACUAGCUCUGAUAAAAGCAAUUGAGAGUGGUGACACAGACUUGGUUUAUUAUGUUAUCAUUCAUCUGAAGAAGAAGCUUCCAUUGGGAGAAUUUUUCAGAAUCAUCAGCAACAAGCCCAUGGCGUGCAAAUUACUCGAAGUGUAUUGUAAACAACAAGAUUUGAAACUCUUGGAUGAUUUCUAUUAUCAGGAUGAUAGGCGAGUGGAAAUGGCCAGUAUGGCAAUAUUAGAGAGUUACGAACAAAAGAGUUUGGAGGAAAGAAUUAACAAGUUGAAAGUAGCUCUUAAACGGUAUCAAGAUGACAAAGAACAUGCUUUCGAAGCUAAGGCCAUCGACGAAAACAUAAGAUUGCUACAAGUCCAAAGUCAACUGGAAAAAGAAUUGGAGCAACCUUUAGUUGGUUUGUCUUUGAGUGAAACAAUUCAUAAAUGCAUUAUUUUAAAUAAUUCCAGCAAAGCGAGCAAACUUAAAUCCGACUUCAAGGUUCCCGAUAAGCGGUUUUGGUGGAUUAAAUUGAAAGCUCUGGUUGAAAUGAGAGGUUGGGAUGAAUUGGACAAAUUUGCAAAGUCCAAAAAAUCUCCUAUUGGAUACGAACCAUUUGUUGAAGAAUGUAUUAAGGCAAUGCAGCAACGAGAGGCGGCCAAAUAUAUUAAAAAUUGCGAACCUGCAGUAAGGCCUGGGUUGUACAUAAAGAUUGGUGACUUUAAGGCUGCGGGUCAGGAAGCACUCUUAUUAAAAGAUAUUCAGCUAUUAAGAGAAAUACGAAGUAAAUGCACUAAUCAUAUUAUCGCACAAGAAUUGGACGCAUAUAUUGCUCAAGCGAGCUCGAGAUAG
Acaulospora morrowiae is the source of this 2463-nucleotide messenger RNA. Lineage: Eukaryota; Fungi; Glomeromycota; Glomeromycetes; Diversisporales; Acaulosporaceae. The record is from the annotation of a GenBank genome assembly.